GUGACAACAGAGUUACAGAGUGCAUGUGGCCAUUCUUCAUGAACAGAAUACUGACAAUGAUUCAGAUCAUCUGAACCACUCAUUCAUGCAAAUUCUAUCAUCAAUAGAUUACUCAUAUCUUAACUCAUCACACACACACACUUAAGUAAGAAAAGUUGCAACUCAACCUUGGUGUUUUGUGUUCUUUUGACAAAGAUGAAUCCUUCUAAGGUUUCUAUUCUUUUCAUUUUGGCUAAUGUGAUUCUGUUCACUAUUGUGUCUGCAAACAAGCACCCAUGCCCUCCAAAAACACCAACCACCAAGUGUCCAAAAGAUACCCUAAAGUUCGGUGUUUGUGGUGACUGGCUGGGACUAGUUCAUGAGGCCAUUGGAGCUCAACCGGAUAGUGAAUGUUGCUCGUUGGUGAAGGGUCUAGCCGACCUUGAAGCCGCAGCGUGCCUGUGCACAGCACUUAAGGCUAAUGUGCUCGGUGUCCUCAAGGUUAAAGCGCCUGUUGCACUUAGUUUGUUGGUCAAUUCUUGUGGGAAAAAGGUUCCAGAAGGGUUUAAAUGUGCAUGACAAGUAAUUGUAGCACAUUUAAUCUACAUUUACUUUGUAUUGUGGUCGUGCUAAUCUUUAUUUGUGUAUUUUGUGUAAUAAUCCGUGAUGAUUCAUUACCAUUGUUUGUUGAAUUUUGUAAUGCUUUUAGUCACAUGAUAUCUCAUUUAAUUUUUAUCCUUA
Helianthus annuus (common sunflower) is the source of this 720-nucleotide messenger RNA. Its product is annotated as putative lipid-binding protein At4g00165. The coding region runs from base 196 to 558 and encodes 120 amino acids. The transcript has a single exon. Lineage: Eukaryota; Viridiplantae; Streptophyta; Magnoliopsida; Asterales; Asteraceae. The record is from RefSeq and is a predicted model, not a curated record.